This is a messenger RNA of Ziziphus jujuba (common jujube), 1877 nucleotides long. Its product is annotated as shaggy-related protein kinase alpha. Gene Ontology annotation, cellular component: cytoplasm. Gene Ontology annotation, biological process: signal transduction; protein phosphorylation. Lineage: Eukaryota; Viridiplantae; Streptophyta; Magnoliopsida; Rosales; Rhamnaceae. The record is from RefSeq and is a predicted model, not a curated record. Gene Ontology annotation, molecular function: ATP binding; protein serine/threonine kinase activity. The transcript is spliced from 13 exons. Bases 445 to 1650 code for a protein of 401 amino acids.
UUGGAUUCUUUUUUUUUAUUUUAUUUUUUUGUGGGUAAGUAUUUUUAGAAAGUGACAAGUUGUUUAUUUUUGGGAGGGUUAAAUUUAUGAAAUUCUGUAUAUGAAAAGCUCCUCUGUCUUUCUGUCCCUCCCUGACCUGUGUCUGCAACAACCACAGAAAUUUGUCAUUCUGUUUAAAAAUAUAUAUAUAGUUUUUCAAACUAUUUUGUUCUUCUAGGUGGAAAAUAGGCAGUUGGGAGGAACAGAAAAUUUUUGUUAGGAAUUCUAGAGAGAUAAUUCAUUUGCAAUGAAUAUGUUGCUGGAGUUUACAGUUUUCUAUUCAUUCUUAUGUAUCACACUAGAAUUUCUUUCUGUUGGCAUGCCUCAUCCAAAAUCAUUAGGUAAAUGUUUGGAUUGUCAGGGUAAAACUAUAAGGAAACUAGAAGACCAACAUUUUCCCAUGAAAUGGCAUCUGUUGGGUUGACAUCUAUGGGUGUUGGUGUUGAUAGGUUGCCUGAGGAGAUGAGUGCCAUGAAAAUUAGGGAUGAUAGAGAAAUGGAAGAUAUAGUUGUUGAAGGUAAUGGAACGGAUAAAGGGCAGAUAAUUGUCACAACUAUUGGUGGUAGAAAUGGCCAGCCAAAGCAGACACUAAGUUACGUUGCUGAGCGUGUUGUUGGGCAUGGAUCAUUUGGAGUUGUUUUUCGAGCAAAGUGCUUGGAGAGUGGUGAAACUGUGGCCAUAAAGAAAGUUCUUCAAGACAAAAGAUACAAGAACCGUGAGCUGCAAACUAUGCGUCUUCUAGACCACCAAAAUGUUGUUUCUUUGAAGCAAUAUUACUUUUCAACCACUGAAGGAAAAGAUGAACUUUAUCUUAAUUUGGUACUUGAGUAUGUUCCUGAAACCAUUCACCGCAUGGUUAAACACUACAGCAAGAUGAACCAAAGGAUGCCUAUGAUAUAUAUUAAGCUUUACAGUUACCAGAUUUUUAGGGCGUUAUCUUACAUUCAUAACUGCAUCGGAGUUUGUCAUCGGGACAUUAAGCCUCAAAAUCUUUUGGUGAAUCCAUACACCCACCAAGUAAAAUUAUGUGACUUUGGAAGUGCAAAAGUUUUGGUGAAAGAUGAGCCAAAUAUAUCUUAUAUCUGCUCUAGAUAUUAUAGAGCACCAGAGCUUAUAUUUGGAGCAACUCAGUAUACUACUGCAAUUGAUAUCUGGUCUGCUGGUUGUGUUCUUGCAGAGCUAAUGCUUGGACAUCCUCUCUUCCCUGGUGAUAGUGGAGUUGAUCAACUAGUUGAAAUUAUCAAGGUUAUGGGCACUCCUACAAAGGAAGAGAUUGAAUGCAUGAAUCCUUACUACACAGAGUUCAAAUUUCCUCAAAUCAAAGCUCAUCCAUGGAACAAGAAAUUCCACAAGCGUAUGCCUCCACAAGCUAGUGAUCUGGUUUCAAGACUCUUGCAAUACUCUCCUAACCUACGGUGCUCGUUGUUGGAGGCCUUAACCCAUCCAUUUUUUGACGAACUUCGUGAUCCAAACACUCGCCUAACAAAUGGGCGUGUUCUUCCCCCACUGUUCAACUUUAAACCUCAUGAAUUGAAGGGAGUUCCAGUGGAUAUUUUGGUGAAAUUGAUCCCAAAGCAUGCAAGAAAACAAUGCUCCUUUCCUGGUUUGUGAUUGACCUUGCCGGUAUUGUCCCUCAUAUGGAAGCUAAAAAUGGCAACAUUCCUCCAUGUAUCACCUUGUUUGGUAUUUAAAAAAAAAAAAUGUAUAAAUAAAUAAAAGUAGAAAAACAGUUCUAGAUGUAUUUUAUCUGAUAUCUUGCUCAAAUUUCACAUUGUAAAUUAACACUUGUAAAUUGUCACAAUUUUAAAUAUUUACAAUAAAUUGAAUUAUAAUUGACA